CCCUCCCUUCCAGCCACUCCCACAGACGAGCUCUGUGCUCUCACUCGCCCGUUUAGCUUGAGUUGCUUCAGAUGCUGCAGCUACCGUAGUCGCUCUAUCUCCCCAUAACAGCAGUCAUGGCGACAGAGGUCCAACCGCUCACUCUGGAUCGAGAUGUAGCCAGGGCGAUUGAGCUGCUGGAGAAGCUACAGGAGUCCGGGGACGUCCCGGGUCACAAGCUGCAGUCCCUGAAGUUGGUGUUACAGAGUGAGUUCUGCACAGCUAUUAGAGAGGUGUACCAGUAUAUGCAUGAAACAAUCACAGUCAAUGGCUGUCCGGAGUACCAGGCACGGGCUACAGCGAAGGCCACAGUUGCAGCCUUUGCGGCCAGCGAGGGUCACUCUCACCCCCGAGUGGUGGAGCUGCCCAAGACGGAGGAGGGGCUGGGCUUCAACGUGAUGGGCGGCAAGGAGCAGAACUCUCCCAUCUAUAUCUCCCGCAUCAUCCCAGGGGGCUUGGCUGAGAGGCACGGGGGCCUGAAGCGAGGGGACCAGCUCCUGUCUGUCAAUGGCGUGAGUGUAGAGGGGGAGCACCACGAGAAGGCGGUGGAGCUUCUGAAGGCAGCCAAGGACAGUGUGAAGCUGGUGGUACGCUACACGCCCAAGGUCCUGGAGGAGAUGGAGGCGCGCUUCGAGAAGCUCCGCACGGCCCGCCGCCGCCAGCAGCAGCAGCUCCUCAUGCAGGCUCAGCAGCAGCAGAACCUCACUACCCAGCAGAACCAUAUGUCGCUGUUCCAAAAGAAGAAGAAGUGAAGGACACUGAAAGGAAGGUUCUAAGUCCAUCUCUGUACGGAGGAUCCCGAAGGAACCACCUGGUAGAGGAGAAUAUGAUACUGUUAAGCAGUGAAGACUCUCUCUCCCCCUUCGAUGUACUGCCAACAGAGUGAAGCACAACUGAAAGAUAUGUGUUCUAAAAUGUAAACAAUGGUGCUUGUGACUUGAGAGAUUGGAGGCUAGCACUGAAACUCAUCCUUUUAACUUUUAUUUUGUUUGUGUUCAUUUGAAGUUGUCCUGUAACAGUUGAAAGUUGUAACCCUCCACAAUGCUCCUUGUCAUUUGUGAUAGUUUACUUCUUUCUGUUAUAUAUUUUGAAUUCAUUUCACUUGUUUCCUGACUUUGGUUUUGCUAUAGCUUUGUACAGUGAUAUUUCUAUUUCUAUUGUUUCUUCUGUGGGAGCUUGUCUGUGUGUGAAUGAACAGUGUUUCUUCUGUGGGAGCUUGUCUGUGUGUGAAUGAACAUUGUUUCUUCUGUGGGAGCUUGUCUGUGUGUGAAUGAACAUUGUUUCUUCUGUGGGAGCUUGUCUGUGUGUGAAUGAACAUUGUUUCUUCUGUGGGAGCUUGUCUGUGUGUGAAUGAACAUUGUUUCUUCUGUGGGAGCUUGUCUGUGUGUGAAUGAACAUUGUUUCUUCUGUGGGAGCUUGUCUGUGUGUGAAUGAACAUUGCUUCUUCUGUGGGAGCUUGUCUGUGUGUGAAUGAACAUUGCUUCUUCUGUGGGAGCUUGUCUGUGUGUGAAUGAACAUUGUUUCUUCUGUGGGAGCUUGUCUGUGUGUGAAUGAACAUUGCUUCUUCUGUGGGAGCUUGUCUGUGUGUGAAUGAACAUUGUUUCUUCUGUGGGAGCUUGUCUGUGUGUGAAUGAACAUUGUUUCUUCUGUGGGAGCUUGUCUGUGUGUGAAUGAACAUUGUUUCUUCUGUGCGAGCUUGUCUGUGUGUGAAUGAACAUUGUUUCUUCUGUGGGAGCUUGUCUGUGUGUGAAUGAACAUUGUUUCUUCUGUGGGAGCUUGUCUGUGUGUGAAUGAACAUUGCUUAUUUUGUGUCCAACUUGUCCUGCUUUGGAUAAACGUGAACUCUUUUUUUACCUUAUAUAUAUUGCAGCGAGAAAAUAUUUUGUAUGGAAACUUGUAGAUUUAGCAAUAACAGACUUUCGUUGGUUUUACAUUUCACAUAAAAGUAAUGAUUAGAGAUAUACAGUAUGUGGGAAAGAUACAAAAGUUAACAAUGUAAUACUAGGUCAACUGUAUCUUAUGCACUGUGUGUCAUAAGGCAGCUUCUGCCAUGAAAAUCAAACGGCUGUUAAAAGAGAGGUAUGUAAAGUGGAUGAAUACACAGAGAUAAUUGUAUUCAUACAAUUGGAAGUACAAUUAUCGUGCAAUUUCAUAUCUUGACUUUCAGCUCUCAAGUCAGCCAUUUAAUGAUUGUUAGUCAUCUACUCUUAUCAAAUGAAUAUAUACAGAGAGUAUAUAGAGUAAUCAUAUAAAAUAACAUUUACAUAUAUCAAUAUAAUUUGAACAUUUGAAUCAUUUAUAUGAGGAAUGUCAAACACAUUUAUAUAUAUAUAUUAAUGACCUGGAGGGUUAAUCAAAUGGUGCAAUUGUCUUUAUUUUUAAAUCAAUCUAUUUUAUUGUUUAUAAUCUGAGUUGUGCAUAAAGUAAUUUCAUUAAGGUAUGUGUGUGUUUGUUAACAUGCAGAUGAUUAUUUAAAAUAUUGAAUUGUAUAAGACCUAUAGCCCAGUGUAUAAUUCGUACCAGAAUAGUAUGGUUAAUGGACUCAUUCUCCUGGAUCUGCGUCGUCAACUUUACAUUUUGACAAUCAUUGUGAGUAAGAGACUGUGGAAUGUUCUAGUCGUCUUAUCAAUAAGGGACCUCUGUUAUAAACUCUGUCUUUCAUCCCUCUACCUAUAGUCUGGCGUAGUAUUCUCAUGACAAGUAACCAUAUUUAAGUAUAACAUGUUGCACUGUGGUUUCAUUGAAGCUAUUAGAAAACCAGUUGAUGAUCGACACUGAUCAAAAGGAGUCUUGUAUCUGUAGUGCUGUCAGACAAACAUUACAUUGGAUGGUUUUCCUAGUAGCAAACUCUAGUAUGUAUUUUCUAUAUAGGCCUAGUUCCUUUGUGGGUGGGUAUUGAAGUAGUGCAAGAUCAUUUAACAUCCAUACUGUGUGCAAUGUGCCAUCCUGAUAGUCCAACCAGAUUGGGCUGUGAACGUGUUUUGUCCCUCAACUUUUGAGCAGUUCAUCUUGCCUCUGACAGAUCCCUUUUGUACAUUUACUCAUUCUCUUUCUUAUUGCCGACUUGCAUUUUUUAGGCUGGACGUACUGUACUUCCUGACUGGACGUACUGUACUUCCUGAUUCAACGUACUGUACUUCCUGAUUCGACGUACUGUACUUCCUGAUUCAACAUACUGUACUUCCUGACUGGACGUACUGUACUUCCUGAUUGUACAGAAAAAAAGACAACACCAAGUGAUAUGCAAUUGUUAUACAUAUUAUAUUUGUAUAAAUAAAUAUAUGUGCUUGUGUACAAUGAUGACUUAA
Salvelinus fontinalis (brook trout) is the source of this 3347-nucleotide messenger RNA. RefSeq names its product protein lin-7 homolog A. The transcript is spliced from 6 exons. Gene Ontology annotation, molecular function: L27 domain binding. Gene Ontology annotation, cellular component: basolateral plasma membrane; MPP7-DLG1-LIN7 complex; cell-cell junction. Gene Ontology annotation, biological process: maintenance of epithelial cell apical/basal polarity; neurotransmitter secretion; protein localization to basolateral plasma membrane. The record is from RefSeq and is a predicted model, not a curated record. Lineage: Eukaryota; Metazoa; Chordata; Actinopteri; Salmoniformes; Salmonidae. The coding region runs from base 117 to 791 and encodes 224 amino acids.